Messenger RNA from Boeremia exigua, 4687 nucleotides. Its product is annotated as Golgi CORVET complex core vacuolar protein 8-domain-containing protein. The record is from RefSeq and is a predicted model, not a curated record. The transcript has 2 exons. Lineage: Eukaryota; Fungi; Ascomycota; Dothideomycetes; Pleosporales; Didymellaceae. Gene Ontology annotation, cellular component: HOPS complex; late endosome. The coding region runs from base 90 to 4496 and encodes 1468 amino acids. Gene Ontology annotation, biological process: endosomal vesicle fusion; protein targeting to vacuole; positive regulation of DNA-templated transcription. Gene Ontology annotation, molecular function: DNA-binding transcription factor activity; protein binding.
CCGCCAGACGCAGGACGAGGACCUGGCGGAGCUGCGCUCGCGGCCCAAGCCAGGCAGGCCGGCGAGCUUCGAAUCGACCUCGACCCCCGAUGAUACCCCGUCGAUCCAGGGCUCCGUCGUCUCCUCGCCCCGCAGCAGCGUCGCCUACUCGUACAACUCGCCGCGCGCAAACCGCCCCGCUCUGCAGCCCUUCGAGCGCCGCUUCUCCUCGCGCCUGUCGCCCUCGCCGCUUGCGACCCCCGCGUGGAGCCUCUCCCGCCUUUCUGUCCGCCCACUCGCGCCAGUCCUCGGUGUCCAGCCACCUGCUCUUCCAGCAGCAGCCCGACGAGGCAGACACGCCGCAGCCGCCAUGGGAGGUCGUGCGCUGGACGAAGCUGAAGAUCAUCACGGGCCAGGUCUUCUCCGAGGUAGGGAAGCGCAACUUCGGCCGCCCGACGUGUUUGAACGUGGCUGCGUCGCUGGUCAUCGGCACGUCCAAGGGCUUCAUCCUGGUCUUUGACUACCAGCAGGUCUUGAAGUCCAUCAUUGGGCCAGGCACAAAGGCCGUUGAGUGUGGUGCCAUCACGGCCCUCGCCAUCUCGGCGGACCACUCAACCAUCGUGGGUGGCCACGCUACGGGCCACAUCUUCACCUGGGAGUUGGCGAAACCCGCAAAGCCCUUCCUGCACAUCCCUCCACUAGACCGCGCCAGCCUGGACGACAGAAAGCUUGACGGUCACGUCUCAGGCGUAGCCAUCCUUCAUCUCGGCUUUCUGGGCACGAGGCACACAGCGCUUGUCUCUGCGGACGACGGUGGUAUGGCUUUCUCCCACUUGGCCACCCGGGGGCUCGGCGCGCUCGCAAGGAAUGUCAAGAUCACUCGAAUUCUAGGCAGAUACCCCCUCACAGCCAAGUCGCACGAGAAGCCUAGGAAACCCAGCUCCGUUCUAGCUUUUGCCCCUCUGCCCCUGGGUAACGUCGAGCAGCCGACUGAUGUGAUGGGUCUGACUGCACUACUCACCCCAUAUCUGCUCGUCAUCGUAUCGACGACACCCGUCGCGCAGACACAGCACAAGGCGCCACGACCGAAAGAAGUCGCGCUACACAGCGCGAUGAGUGGAUGUUUGGCGUGGUUCCCCGCUGUGAAGCUGAAGCAUGCCACCGGCGACCCUGCGAGGGCUGUCUCCAAGGCAAAACUGGUCUACUGCUGGUCGAACGUCCUCACCAUACUGGAUGUCACCAGCUUUGUUGCGCCUCCUACUGAGAAAGAGAAGCCCACAGAAUUGCAGUUCAAACCACGGAGUCGUUGGAAGGCCGACGAGGCUAUCGUUGCGGUGCAGUGGCUGAGCAGAUCGGUGCUCGGCGUGCUGACCAUCAGUCAACGGCUUCUUAUUCUUGAAGACACCACGCUGCGGACAACAGACUCGUUUGAUCUGCUGCAGAAGCACAUAUAUCAUUCUGACCUGUUCUCACGGCAGCUGCGCCCCGUCGUGGAGCAGCAUGACGAGGAAGACGCGUCUCUGCACGGCGUUGUCGCUGAUGCUUUCUACAUGAGCUUCAGAGCCUACAAGGGGCGGCUGUUCCUGCUCGGCUUCAAUGAUGUCUCUAUUGGCACACUGUCAAACUGGGCAGACCGACUCCUGGCGCUCAUGGAGGAGGGCGAUUUCAUCGCUGCGAUUGGACUUGCGACCUCCUACUAUGUCGGUGACGCUGACAAGCUCACUGUUGGGCUGCCAGAAGACGACAAAGCGCGACACACUCUCGUGCGAGAGAAGUUGCUUGAGAUGAUAUCUGCAUCGCUCAAGUACGCUUUUGCACAGAACGAUGAGAGUGAGGACAUAAAGGAAGCGCGCCUGAAGGAGCUCGCCGAGGUCUGCUUCACAGCACUCUUCAGCAUGAAGGAGCUCGACUUCCUAUUCGAAGACGUGUACGAGGCUUUCGAGGAAGCCUCUACUGGGAAGCCGUUCUUCGAGACAUUGGAGCCUUAUAUCAUCGACGGCGAGAUAGAGGAAGUGCCGCCGGAUGUGCUCAAGGAUCUGAUCACGUUCUACGCUUCCGUGGGUCGCGGGCCUCAAGUCGAGGAGAUGAUCUGUCGUCUCAGCACUGAGACGCUUGACAUCAACGAAGUCACCACCAUCUGUCAGCAAUACAUGCUGUACGACGCACUGAUCCACGUCUGGACCCAGACCAUCGGCGACUUCAUCACCCCACUUACGAGCAUCCUGGAUCUUAUCAAGCUGAUCGACUUCAGUCUGGACGAUUCCGACAACAUUCUUGUCGUCUCAGCCAGGAAGAUCUUCCCCUACCUGUCGUACACAUUCACUGGACGCUUCUACCCCGGUGGAGCUUUCAUGAACGAUGAACAAGCAUACAGCGCCAAGAAAGACAUGUACAGGUUCCUGUUCUCUAGCAAGAACCUGCGCUGGCCUCCGAACUCGGGGCCUGAACGCCUCAUCCGAAACGACAACAGCCCUGAACCGUCAUUCCCAUACCUACACCUCAUACUCGAAUUCGAUGCCUCGAGCUUCAUGAGCAUGCUCAAUGAGGCUUUUGAGGACGGCUUUCUGAACGGCGAUGCUGAAAGCUCGAACGGCACCCAGACAAAUGGGAAGACGCUCACGCCGACCCGUCAGUAUAUCGUCAACAUACUGCUCGGCAUCAUGACCCCCGAAGAGUUCAGCGCCGAGGAGGUCAUAUACUUCUACAUGUUCAUCGCACGAAACCUGCCAAAAUACCCGCAGUACAUCAUGCUCCCUGGAAGCUCACUCCACCAGAUCCUCAUCGGUCUGUGCAACUACCCAACAGAGGUCGUGAAGGAGGACUGUCAGCUGUCUGUCGAGUACUUGCUCACAAUAUACCACCCACCAAAUCUGCAAAGCUUGGUGCCGACGUUCGAGACUGCUGGUUUCCACCGCGUGUUGAAGUCGGUUUACCGCGGUGCCCAGCAGUACGCGAAGCUGGUGGAGACGUAUCUGGUAGACAGUGAGGACGAGGAGGCAGUGUUUGGCUGUAUCAGCGACAUACUAAGGCCUAGCAAGGGCCUGGCCAAGAAGCAGAUUAGUGAGGUUAAGCGGGUCAUUGUUGAUCGCGCAGCGGACCUCGUCGCAGUCGAUGCUGAGCAGACGGCCGUCACCCUGAAGGCAUUUGCACCCGACUUACUCGAGCCUGUUCUGGGCGCUGUUGAGGACGAGCGCGACGCGCAGUACCACUAUCUCAAGGCUCUUAUCGAGCCCGAGCAGAUCCAGACUGGUGAAGCUGCGACGAUUGACGAGAGCCUGCCGUCUGGGUUCGUCGAGCAGUACGUCCAGCUCAUGUGCACGUAUAACAGCAGCCAUGUCGCAGACUUUGUUGGCCUUCUCAAGUCUGGCGAUCUGAAGCUCGAUCCCGUGCUGCCUGCGUUGGAGAAGAGCGGCGUCAUCGACGCGGCAGUCGUGCUGCUGGCACGCGAUGGUCUGGUCAAAGAUGCCAUGGACCGUCUCGUCAAGCAUCUCGGCACCCUCGAGACUGCACUGACUGGACUCAUCGCCGCUGCGGGAGACAGCCCGGAUGUCGCCAACGCCGAGGAAACCGCACAGCACUUGCUGGAGGACAUCCAGAAGUACGUCAAAGUGGGAAUCUGGCUGAGCCAAGGCCAGACGAAGCUCGCUCCACCGCCGGCGCCCGUCGCCAACAAGCGAAAAUCCGCAUACAGCGAGGUCAACGAGGAGGACCUCGACCUCCACGAAUUCCUCUGGCUGGACCUGAUCACCGCCGCCGUCAAGCUGCUCCAGGAAACCUCCACCGCCAUCACCACCCACCCCUCCGAAACCCUCAACACCGCAACCAUCACCUCGCACCUCCGCGACUCCAUCCAGCAAACCUUCUCCGCCCUACUAACCUCCACCACCGCCGCCCCUCCCAAGCCCCCACCCUCUCCCUCCCACGCUCCAACAACCACCCCCCACCGCCCCCCACCCUCCAACCCUGCCUUCCCCCGCAUCCUCACCGCCUUCCUAACCCGCGCCUCCGCCGACUCCCCCACCCUAUCCCACCUCCGCGAAUCCCUAUCCCACAUCUUCGCCACCUACGCCUUCGAAGCCCACAUCCUCGCCGUCGCCAACAGCUUUCUCGCGAAAGAAUCCUUCGCGCACGGCGCCGCGCUCGCAGCGCGCCGCGCGCAGGGCUGGCGCCCGCGGGGUCCCGGGUGCGAGGGCUGCGGUGCGCGCGCGUGGGGGCCCGGUGUGGGGAGGGGCGUGUGGGACGCUUGGGUGAAAGGCGAAGAGGGAAGGGUGAAGCGGCGCGAGGAGGAGGUGGAUGAGCGGGCGGGGUGGGAUCGCAGGGGCAGCUGGAAGGGGAAGGGGCGGAGUGCGAGUCAGAGUGAAGAUGAGGGGGAGGGGGAGGAGAAGGAGAAAGGCGAUUUGGUGGUUUUUGCGUGCAGGCAUUUGUGGCAUCGGAGGUGUGUGGAGAAGGAGGGCGGGGAGGGGGGGUUGAGGUGUUUGGUUUGUGUUGAGGGAGAUGGGGGUGUGGGGACGUCGUGACGAGUGUGUAAGGAUGGGUGGGGGGUCAUACGUGGUGCGUAGAUCUUUGUGGCUUAAGAUAGUGUUCAUCGUGUAAGGACGUACUCGAGCAUAUUGGGAUGGGGGCGUGCAGCUGAGAUGUGCUGGAACUUGGAGACUUUGCCGUACAACAAUUCCAGGUCCACGGUGCGCUUACAAGACAUUCUGAUAAU